AUGGAUUCCAUCAUGCAUGAUGAUGCCCUUGGCAAGGCUGCAGUAAAUAAAGAUGAUGUAUAUAAUCUUGAGUUGUCAAACCAGUCUAGAAAUGUCAUCAGAAGAGACCGUUCGGAUGAACGCGAAAAGAGCAGAAGAGUCAAACAAAAUAAUUGUAUGAUUAUAUGGGAACAACAUGGCAGCGAAGAACAACAUGGCAGGGAGGAACAACAUGGCAACGAAGAACAACAUGGCAAGGAGGAACAACAUGGCAAGGAGGAACAACAUGGCAGCGAAGAACAACAUGGCAACGAAGAACAACAUGGCAGGGAGGAACAACAUGGCAGCGAAGAACAACAUGGCAACGAAGAACAACAUGGCAGGGAGGAACAACAUGGCAGGGAGGAACAACAUGGCAGCGAAGAACAACAUGGCAGGGAGGAACAACAUGGCAGGGAGGAACAACAUGGCACCGAAGAACAACAUGGCAGGGAGGAACAACAUGGCAGGGAGGAACAACAUGGCAACGAAGAACAACAUGGCAACGAAGAACAACAUGGCAAGGAGGAACAACAUGGCAACGAAGAACAACAUGGCAACGAAGAACAACAUGGCAAGGAGGAACAACAUGGCAGCGAGGAACAACAUGGCAACGAAGAACAACAUGGCAGGGAGGAACAACAUGGCAGGGAGGAACAACAUGGCAACGAGGAACAACAUGGCAAGGAGGAACAACAUGGCAGCGAAGAACAACAUGGCAGGGAGGAACAACAUGGCAGGGAGGAACAACAUGGCAGGGAGGAACAACAUGGCAGGGAGGAACAACAUGGCAGGGAGGAACAACAUGGCAGGGAGGAACAACAUGGCAGGGAGGAACAACAUGGCAGCGAGGAACAACAUGGCAGCGAAGAACAACAUGGCAGGGAGGAACAACAUGGCAGCGAAGAACAACAUGGCAGGGAGGAACAACAUGGCAGCGAAGAACAACAUGGCAGGGAGGAACAACAUGGCAGCGAGGAACAACAUGGCAGCGAAGAACAACAUGGCAGGGAGGAACAACAUGGCAGCGAAGAACAACAUGGCAGGGAGGAACAACAUGGCAGGGAGGAACAACAUGGCAGCGAAGAACAACAUGGCAGGGAGGAACAACAUGGCAACGAGGAACAACAUGGCAAGGAGGAACAACAUGGCAAGGAGGAACAACAUGGCAGCGAAGAACAACAUGGCAGGGAGGAACAACAUGGCAGCGAGGAACAACAUGGCAGCGAAGAACAACAUGGCAGGGAGGAACAACAUGGCAACGAGGAACAACAUGGCAGGGAGGAACAACAUGGCAAGGAGGAACAACAUGGCAGCGAAGAACAACAUGGCAACGAGGAACAACAUGGCAGGGAGGAACAACAUGGCAAGGAGGAACAACAUGGCAGGGAGGAACAACAUGGCAGGGAGGAACAACAUGGCAGCGAGGAACAACAUGGCAGCGAAGAACAACAUGGCAGGGAGGAACAACAUGGCAGCGAAGAACAACAUGGCAGGGAGGAACAACAUGGCAGGGAGGAACAACAUGGCAGCGAAGAACAACAUGGCAAGGAGGAACAACAUGGCAAGGAGGAACAACAUGGCAACGAAGAACAACAUGGCAAGGAGGAACAACAUGGCAAGGAGGAACAACAUGGCAACGAAGAACAACAUGGCAAGGAGGAACAACAUGGCAAGGAGGAACAACAUGGCAACGAAGAACAACAUGGCAAGGAGGAACAACAUGGCAACGAAGAACAACAUGGCAGGUAGGAACAACAUGGCAGCGAAGAACAACAUGGCAAGGAGGAACAACAUGGCAACGAAGAACAACAUGGCAGGGAGAAACAACGAGGGACAACAUAGGCUCAGGGGAAAUAUUUUGAACAACAGCAUAGGAAUAAGGGA
Messenger RNA from Procambarus clarkii (red swamp crayfish), 1905 nucleotides. Lineage: Eukaryota; Metazoa; Arthropoda; Malacostraca; Decapoda; Cambaridae. The record is from RefSeq and is a predicted model, not a curated record.